Molecule: messenger RNA, 705 nt
Organism: Suillus plorans
Lineage: Eukaryota; Fungi; Basidiomycota; Agaricomycetes; Boletales; Suillaceae
Exons: 8
Coding region: 15-644 (209 amino acids)
Source: RefSeq, a predicted model, not a curated record
AUAUCGUCUUUCUAAUGUAUACUAUUACUGACUUGGAAGCGCAGCAGGUGUCGGUGUACCUGUACAUCCUUUUCGCAUCAAUCAGUGUCCUGAUAUACGAUCACGUGGCAACCCUCCCAGAAGAAAUCAUGUUUAUCUGGCGUCGUCCAAAAGCAAUGUCUGCAGUGUUAUUUCUCAUCAAUCGCUACCUCGCCGUUCUCAACAAUAUUCUUGCCUUAAUGGGCAGUUUCCUACCCGUUUCACCUGAGAGACUUAGCUGUUCGAAAUACGUGAUGGUCGUAGAUGUGUUACAGUUUUUUCAGCAAAUUUUCAUUUGUCUCACAUUGACUCUUCGCACUUAUGCUCUCUACGGCUGCAGCAGGCGCCUGCUUAAAUGGAUGCUAAUCAUCGGCGUUGUUCUUCUGGCAGGAGCGUUAGCGGGAACUUUUGGAGAUGAUUCAAAUGCUGCGGUCUACGCUGGCGACUGCCAUGAAAUAUACACUCCAGCAACAUCUGUCCGUCAGUGCACUCUAAGUCAUAUCUGGAUGUAUAUUGAUGGUGCUACGGAAUUAUCCAAUCGCAGGUCAUGGGAUGGCAUGGGUGGCAAUGUUUAUCUACGAACUGCUCAUCUUUGUCCUCACAGUCUUCAGGGCCUGGAAAACUAGAGGAUUGCGGUUCUCCCUAAUAUCCAGGAGAGAUCUCCUUGAUGUCAUAUUCCAAGAUGGU